AGCCAAUCACAGUACGAAAAAGUCUUCCGCGGAAACACCAGAUCAAGGAAUGUCUGAGUGUAAUCUGUAACCGUGUUCUGACUAAUAUUCUCGGCAUGGAUCUUAUCUUUGUGAGCAAAACUCAAAUGCUGCUCCUUGCAGUGUUCGGAUGGAGUUUGGGGGAGGUGUUCGGUUUUGGAGAGGAGAGCAACGAGUUCACUUUCCUUUUGCAAGCCGGGAAAUCCGAAUGCUUCUUCCAACGGGCAAUACAGAAUGGUACGAUGGAGGUCGAAUAUCAGGUGAUUGGAGGUGCCGGAAUGGAUGUGGAUUUUACGAUCCUCAGUCCAGAGGGCGUCCCGAUGGUCGCAGAGACCCGUCGCUCUGAUGGAGUUCAUGUGGUGGAGCCCACAGAAGAGGGAGACUAUCAAGUCUGCUUUGAUAACAGCUUCAGCCACUUCUCGGAGAAGAUGGUAUUCUUCGAGCUUUACAUCGAGGGGCCAGGAGGAGAUGUGGGAGGCGAUGAUGAGUGGGCUGGUUUAGAGUUGGAUGAAAAUAUGUUGCAGUACAAGUUGCAGGAUAUAAGGGAGUACAUGGACUCUGUACACAAACGUCUUGAGCGUAGUCGGCAGAUGCAAACGGUGUUGCGAGCUUUUGAGGCACGGGACCGAAACCUUCUGGAAGACAACCUGUGGAGGGUUACGUUUUGGUCAUGUGCCAGCAUGCUGGUGAUGCUGUGCGUGGCCUUCACCCAGGUCUACACAGUGCGUAAACUGUUUGACGAUAAGAGGAGGGUGUACUCGUAGAACAAACUCCGGUGAGACAAGACAACCUGGGCGAGGCUCACAAUCCAUAUUUGUUAUGUCAACACCAACUGUUGGCACCAAGUGAUGUGGUUGACAUCUUAAAGUUUGUCACACACCAAUCUGAGCAAUAACAGUAAAGAACAGUUCGUACGUUGGUGGCCUUGUUUAUUUCCUUUAGUGCCUUUUUAAUAUGAAAUCUUCCCACAAAUUGAUGCAAAGAAUACAUUUUAAAAGGCACUGCAGUAUAUUUCACAGUAAAACACUGGUGGGAUUUGCUGUGAUUAUGAUUUUUUUUGGGGGGGGGGGCGGGUAAAGCUGAAAGGUGAUGUGGGAGCCCUUCUAGUUUAGAUGUGAUAACUAUGUGCAAUAGUCUUGAGUUUUUUUGUACAUUUUUGUAACACAAUGCGCAACUGGCUAACCCCCAAGAAGUACUCAUUUUUGUAAGACUUCCAAAAAUUAAAUAGGAACAUAAUGACUGGUACUGUGCCUUUGUACUUCAGGCCUUUGCUUUAUCCUCUUUUUUCUAAUGUGUCCAGUGGGUGGUAUUGCCACAGUAAAAUCUCGAAGCAAUGUUUUCAUGGGAGCCUUUGCAUCGAUUUUAAUAUUUGUAUAAUUUUUGUGUUGUUGAUAUGACAGAUGUCACAAAUAUUGAGUUGAACAAUAAAAUCAUAAUUACAA
Syngnathus acus (greater pipefish) is the source of this 1460-nucleotide messenger RNA. RefSeq names its product transmembrane p24 trafficking protein 1b (gene tmed1b). The record is from RefSeq and is a predicted model, not a curated record. Bases 96 to 782 code for a protein of 228 amino acids. NCBI's taxonomy places the organism in Eukaryota, Metazoa, Chordata, Actinopteri, Syngnathiformes, Syngnathidae. Gene Ontology annotation, cellular component: endoplasmic reticulum-Golgi intermediate compartment; endoplasmic reticulum; Golgi apparatus. Gene Ontology annotation, biological process: endoplasmic reticulum to Golgi vesicle-mediated transport; Golgi organization; intracellular protein transport. The transcript has 5 exons.